AUGACACUUGGAUUGUUUGGGUUUGGCUGGGCUAUCAAAGACCUCCCGGAGAGCGCAAAAAAGCCCAAGCCGCAAACGCCACGCAAAUUCCUCACGGUCAAAAUAUCCAACAUUCCUAAAAGCGUGACCAGGGAAAAACUUGAGCAUAUCUUAGCCGAGACAACCUCGGACGGGACUAAUGAGACUAACUUUAUCGGAUCAUCCUAUACGCCAGCUGCCAUCUCAGGCCUUUCUGACCGGUUUUGUGUUGCCACUGCAACCUUCCGAACAGCUCCAUCAUGUGGCGAGCUGGAAACUGCCAUCAAACGCGAAAUCGGCCCUGAGGCUUCUCGAUUGAAAGUUGAUGAAGACUUUUUUGGUCUCACACCUCUUGCAGAUCCCCUGCAAGACACCGAAGUGGAUAUCGUUGCGGUUACUGGACUUGCUGGACAUGCAUUCGGAUCAUGGAAAUCAAAAGGGAAGGAAUCCAUGUGGCUACGAGACUUCCUCCCAGCAUCGAUCCCAAAUACACGCAUCUUGACAUACGGCUACGACACCAAACUUCCCGGAAGCCAGUCGGAGGCAUCCAUCCGGGACCUAUCGAGGAGGCUCUUGGAAUCGAUCAAGACCACUAGAGAUGGACAACUGAGAAACCGGCCACUGAUUCUUAUUGGGCACAGUCUUGGAGGUCUUGUCGUGAAAGAGGCCCUUGCCGAAGCAUCUAAUGGCAGCGAAGAUGACCAAGCAGUCUUCAGGGCUUGCUAUGCCGUUUUUUUGUUUGCCGUUCCUAACAGAGGCCUCGACAACUCGAGUCUGCAGGCCAUGGUCAAAGGGCAGCCGAAUGAACAAUUGAUUAGAAACCUCUCCCCGUCCUCUUCAUUCUUGACUCUCCUUCGAGAAAGGUUCGACGAAAAGUUUACACUCAAAGACUCGAAAAUAAUAUGCGUGUUUGAAACCAAAACGACCCCGACUGUCGAGUGGUCCCCGAGAACAGCAUCAUGGGAAAGAACUGGAGAGAAAGUCAUGAUGGUUCCAGUCACAUCCGCUACGAACAGCGGCCCAAAUGAAAAGGCGUACGAUCGACUCUCUAUAGAUGCCGACCAUUCCAACAUCGUCAAAUUCAGCGACCAAUCUGACGAGGACUACGUCAUAAUAGAGUCGAGGAUAAGACGGUUGGUUGCGGAUGCGCCGGGAGUUAUUCGAGACCGUUUAUCGAGCCACGUGAAGAAAUUAUCGCACUUGGAAUCUGUCUACAUUCAAGCCCUCAAAGCUCCUAACUACGCAGCGUUCAGAAAUUACAAGAUCGAUGAUCCGACAGACGGAACACUUGGUUGGUUCUUGGAAAACAACCAGUUCCGUUCUUGGAAAACAGAAGAUCGAUCAUCAGUGCUCUGGAUACAGGGUUCACCGGGUCAAGGGAAGACAAUCCUUGCCAAAUUCCUUUUGGACCACUUGGAAAACUCCCUUCCUGCUGCCAGCAUUCGUGCAACCGUCAUCUAUUUCUUCUUCUUCAAUCAAGAUGAUGACCUCAGGACUGUCAGCGCUGCCUUAAGGUCUCUGAUCAAGCAAUUGCUUUCUGCUCGAAAUGCCUUCCAGGUCAUCUCCCAUGCCACUAGCAUCGAAAAUUUCGCAAUACCUGACGAUGAUCUUUGGGAUAUUCUGAAAGAGCUUCUUUGUGCUCCCAUCUUCGGCACAAUAUACUGCGUGGUAGAUGGCGUUGACGAGUGCCAAGAUGAUGAAUUGAGACGCAGAUUUCUGAGAUACAUGACGACGCUCGUUCAGCCAAAGCUUGGGACAAUACAAGCAUUCCAGAUUCUCAAGCUGCUCUUCAUAAGCCGCCCAACGGUGCAGUUGAGCCGAGAGCUGAGUCAGUACCCGAAGAUCUAUCUGAAAGCCAACCUCCAAGAUCUGAAAACAUUCAUCAAGGACAGCAUCAAUACCCUAGGACUGAGCAUGCAAUUACCAGAGAAUGCGAGCGAUUUAUUAGCCGCUCAUGCUGAACAGACCUUCCUAUGGGUGUCGAUUGUUCUCAAGAAAUUGCAAAGCGCGUCGUCCUUGCUUUCACAGGCAGACCUGGAAGAAAUGAUAAGCGACAGUCCAUCAGACUUGACGGAACUCUACCAAGGCAUUGUUGACCAGAUCAUGGAAAUCAACGAUGUCGCGCAACAAAAGCUUUUGACAUGGGCAGUCUAUGGCCGACGAGCCUUGACACUCGUUGAACUUGAAGAAGCUCUUGCAGUACAAGAGGGUUCUAUCAGCAAGGAAUCUACCGACAAGCAUAGAAUCAGUCUCACCAAGGGCACAAUCACAAGCGCUGCUGGAGUCAUUCUAGAGGUCAUCAACGGAAGACUCUAUCUGAUACAUCAAUCAGCCAAGGAUUUCCUCCUCAAGAGCAAAUGCCUAGCAACCGCUCAGUUCUGCCGAAGUCUGCAUCCCAAUAUUUACUUGGCAAGGGUCUGCAUGACAUUCUUGUGUUUUGAGGAUUUUGAACUUGGCCCUUGUGGUGACCGUGAAGUACUGGCUGAAAGGAACCGUCAGCACCCAUUCCUUAGUUAUGCUGCACGUCACUGGCAUCGUCAUAUUGAGACUACGGAUGACAUUCAAAGCUUCACUCACGUCAUUGACCGAAUGAUCAGCCCAGGUUCUCCAAUUCUUCUCUCUUGGGCAGAAGCAUCUGGAAUACUAGGGCUUGAAGAGGCAGAAAAUACGUGGGAAGUGGCCACUAAGGUCAACAUUCCGUGGUUGGCUGAGUUCAAGUCAAGAGACACCAUCAUAGAUAAUGACAUUGUUCAAGAGGCUUCUAGAUCUGGUGCGAGAGGAUACAACUCUUUGAGAUCCUUUGUUAGAGGAAGUGGCGUUCGAGUCACCGAAGAGGCCAUCCGCACAGUUGCCAAGGAAUUCGAUCAAGAGAUGAUGCGACACUUCUUGGACAACAAUAGUCACAACUUUGAUAUUCCUGCACUGUUAAAGGAAGCAGUGGGAAACACAGAGAACGGCGUUUCUGUUCUGCGCUUGUUGAUGGAAGUCCAAGGCAAGUUCACUCUCACGGAUGAAUUAGUCCACCUGAUAGCUUCGAAUGAGAGAAACGGCGACGACAUCCUGGAGUUAGUCUUGCAAAAUGAGAAUGUUGAUAUUCCAGAGACCACUCUCGCCAAAAUAGUGCGAAUUUUUCACCCCCUGGUAGUGUCGGCCUUGCUGAACACGCGAGAAGACAGGAUGGUCACCGAGAUGGUUUUUGACGCCGCCAUGGAGCAUAAAUCAUAUUACCACGCAAACUUGUUGAAAGAUCUCUUUCAUCAAAGAGUUGAGGGCUUCCAAGUCACAGAACAGCUCAUGGAGAGAGUUGCACUGGAACUUGAUGAAGAUAUCAUGGGUACUAUUUUGCAAACGCAAAGCCAGGAUCUGCGGAUAACAGAAGCAGUCAUCAUAGCAGCAGCAAAAAAUUUGAAAGGGCCGGAGAUGGUGGCUCUGCUACUGAAGGAACGAGGUCAAGGUGUUCGGAUUACAGAAGAGGUUCUCAAGGCAGCAGCAGGGAAUAGAGGACAUAAAGCAGGGGAAGAAAUAAUGGCUUUUCUGCUUUCGGAGCGAGGCUCAGAGGUUCGGAUUACGGAGGAGGUGCUCAAGGCAGCAGCAGGAAACAGAGGGCGCCAUCGAGUAGGAGAGGAGAUAAUGGCUCUGCUACUAAAGGAGCGACAUCAAGAGGUUCAGAUUACAGAAGAGGUUCUGAAAGCAGCAGCAGGGAAUUCGGGAAGUCAUGGAGUAGGAGAGGCGAUGAUGACUCUUUUGCUUCAGGAACGAGGUCAAGGGGUUCAAAUUACAGAGGAGAUUCUCAAGGUAGCAGCAGGGAACCCAGGAGACGGAGCAAGAAACAUAAUAGAUCUUCUCCUUUCGGAGCGAGGUCAAGAUGUUCAGAUUACAGAGGACAUUCUUAUUGCAGCAGCAGGUAAUCCAGGAGAGGAAGCGGGGACAGAUAUAAUAUCUCUUCUGCUGAAGGAGCGGAGUCAAGAGGUUCAGAUUACAGAGGAGGUUCUUAAGGCAGCAGAAGGGAAUCCAGGAGACGGAGCAGGAAACAUAAUAUCUCUUCUGCUGGAGAAUCAAGGCCGACAGGCUCUGAGAUACUGA
Molecule: messenger RNA, 4101 nt
Organism: Ilyonectria robusta
Lineage: Eukaryota; Fungi; Ascomycota; Sordariomycetes; Hypocreales; Nectriaceae
Exons: 6
Coding region: 1-4101 (1366 amino acids)
Source: RefSeq, a predicted model, not a curated record